Drosophila subobscura is the source of this 507-nucleotide messenger RNA. Its product is annotated as probable H/ACA ribonucleoprotein complex subunit 1. The record is from RefSeq and is a predicted model, not a curated record. The transcript has a single exon. Lineage: Eukaryota; Metazoa; Arthropoda; Insecta; Diptera; Drosophilidae. The coding region runs from base 87 to 395 and encodes 102 amino acids.
CCCCUGGCCGAGAGGACAGAUCAUCAGUUGCACUCCAGACUUCAGUUCAAUUCAAUCGGCAACAAAUAUCCCACAACUCGAAGAAGAUGCGUCUAACACUGCUCGCCCUCAUUGGCGUCCUGUGCCUGGCCUGCGCCUAUGCCCUGGACAACCAAGAUGACAACCAGAACAACGACCAAGUGAUUGGACUGCUGGACGUGGCCGACCAGGGAGCCGCCCAUGCGAACGAAGGCGACCGAGAGGCUCGCCAGUGGGGCUACGGAGGCGGUGGCUGGGGACGCGGAGGAUAUGGCCGCGGUGGAUGGGGCGGCGGCCGCGGUGGAUGGGGCGGCGGCCGCGGUAGAUGGGGUGGCGGCUACGGUGGAUGGGGUGGCUGGGGCGGCUGGGGCCGAUAGGCUGGCACUGUCAUCCAAAUGGAUCGACAACCGACCACGCCUCUCGCAUCGCCACAUCAGGAUGACACCUCCAGAUGUUUGGGCGCCAAUAAAGAACAUUUAGCAAUGCAAA